Messenger RNA from Daucus carota subsp. sativus, 2893 nucleotides. Its product is annotated as protein argonaute 4. Gene Ontology annotation, cellular component: cytoplasm. Lineage: Eukaryota; Viridiplantae; Streptophyta; Magnoliopsida; Apiales; Apiaceae. Gene Ontology annotation, biological process: regulatory ncRNA-mediated post-transcriptional gene silencing. The record is from RefSeq and is a predicted model, not a curated record. Bases 4 to 2646 code for a protein of 880 amino acids. The transcript is spliced from 21 exons. Gene Ontology annotation, molecular function: RNA endonuclease activity; RNA binding; protein binding.
AUAAUGGCUUCUCCUCAUGCACAAGAUCGUGAGCCUGCAUUGUCAAUGACUCGCAGCGGCUUGGCAACGAAAGAAACAAAAGUUCAACUUUAUAUUUAUACUAAUCACUUUAAAGUGAAUGUGACCAAUGUUGAUGGGUAUUUUUUUAAAUACAAUGUUUCAAUUUUUUAUGAAGACGGUCGUCCACUUAACGAUAAAGUUAUAAGGAGGAAAGUACUUGAUCGUGUUCAUGAAACUUACAAGGCCGAGUUUAAUGGGAAUUUUUUUGCAUAUGAUGGUGAAAAGAGUUUGUUUACUGUUGGAGCUCUUCCAAGCAACAAGCUGGAGUUUACUAUUGUUCUUGAGGAUAUCUCAUCCACUAGGACCACUGGAAUGAGGAGUCAACAUGCUCAUGGAAGUCCUAAUGAAAGUGACUGGAAAAGAGGGAAACAUCCUUAUCCAUCAAAGACUUACAAGGUGGAGAUAUCUUAUGCUGCAAAGAUACCUAUGCAGGCCAUUGCCAAAACUUUAAGUGUUCAGGACUUAGAGAAAUCUCCUGAGGCUCUGAGGGUUCUGGAUAUUAUCCUCAGGCAGCAUUUAGUUAAAAAGUACAUUAUUGUUCCUUAUCUUCUGUAUGGCUUGUCAUUCAUGAUUGAUAUUAAUACGGAGAGCUGCAGCUGCAGGGGAUGCCUCCUUGUUCGUGGAUUUCAUUCGAGGUUCUGUACCACGCAGGGUGGCUUAUCGUUGAAUAUAGAUGUAUCCACCACGAGCGUCAUCCGGACUCGGCCUGUUGUUGAGUUCCUUAUAGCCCAUCAGAAUGCCAAGGAUCCAUUCUCUCUUGACUGGGAAAAGGCCAAAAGAGCGCUAACAAAUUUUAAGGUGAGGACCAGUCCAACUAACACAGAGUACAAGAUUACUGGACUGAGCGAGAAAAUCUGUAAAGAGCUUAUGUUUUUUUCGAAGCAGAAAGGGAAAAAAGAUGAGAAUGGAAAGCCACAAAUGAUUGAAAUCACCGUGUAUGAUUAUUUUGUAGACAUUCGAAGAAUUCCGCUGAGUUACUCUGGUGAUUUUCCAUGCAUUGAUGUUGGGAAACCUAAUCGACCAACAUAUAUCCCUUUAGAGCUUUGUUCAGUAGUCUCUUCGGAAAAUUAUACAAAAUGUAACUCUUCCGGGUCACUGGUGGAAAUAACAAGGCUGAAACCAAGAGAUAGGAUGACAGUUUUAACAAAUGCUCUUGGAAUUAACAACUAUGCUGCUGAGCCUUUGCUGCGUGCUUGUGGUGUUUCAAUUAGCAAUAACUUUACUCCAGUUAAAGGGCGCAUUCUUGCAGCACCAAGGCUGAAAGCAGGAUGUGGAGAUGACAUUUUUCCCUGCAACGGGCGCUGGAAUUUCAGCAACAAGAAACUCGUGGAGCCCACAACCAUAAAUGAUUGGGCUGUUGUUAACUUUUCUGCGCAAUGCGAAAUUGAUUCUCUUAUAAAUGAACUCAUCAAAUGUGGAGAAGAGAAAGGAAUUAACAUUGCUCGUCCUGUAAACGUGUUUGAGGAGAGUUCAGAGCACAGGCGUUCACCUCCUCUUGUUAGAGUUGAGAUGAUGUGUAAAUUGUUAUUCUCGAAGAUUGAACAAAAGCCACAGUUUCUCCUCUGUUUACUUCCCGAGAGGAAGAAUUCCCCUCUUUAUGGUCACUGGAAAAGGAAGAAUCUGAUUGAGUAUGGAGUUGUUACACAGUGCAUUGCUCCAGCAAAAGUCAAUGGUCGAUACUUGACAAAUGUGCUUCUCAAAAUCAAUGCAAAGCUUGGUGGUUUAAACUCAAAGUUAUCAAUUGAGCAUUCUCCUAGCAAUCCAUUGGAAUCAAAGAUACCGACGCUCAUUCUUGGGAUGAGCGUUUUCAAUGGAUCUCCUGGGAAGUCUGGUGUUCCAUCCAUUGCCGCGGUCGUCAGUUCAAGGUGUUGGCCACUGUUCUCAAAGUAUAGGGCAUGUGUCCGUACUCAGUCCCCGAAGGUUGCAACGAUUGAGUCUUUGUUUCAGAAAGUUUCUGACAAAAAAGAUGAUGGGAUUAUAAGGGAACUUUUGAUGGAUUUCUACACAAGUUCGGGAAGCAAGAAACCUGAUCAAAUCAUUAUAUUUAGGGACGGUGUCAGCGAAUCUCAGUUUAACCAGGUUCUUAAUGUUGAACUGAAUCAAAUCAUCGAGGCCUGUAAGUUCUGGGAUGCGAAUUGGUCCCCGCAGUUUGUUGUUAUUAUCGCACAGAAGAAUCAUCAUACAAGGUUUUUUCGGCCUGAAUCUACUGAGCAUGUUCACCCUGGAACUGUAAUUGACAAUACGAUCUGUCGUGGACAGAACAGUGAUUUUUACCUGUGCUCUCAUGCUGGUAUAACUGGCAUUACAAGGCCAACCCAUUAUCAUGUUCUGUUGGACCAAGUUGGUUUUUCCCCAGAUGAUCUACAAGAAUUUGUUCAUUCACUUUCUUAUGUGUACCAGAGCAGCACAACUGCUAUCUCUGUGGUUGCUCCAAUAUCUUACGCUCACUCGGCAGCUACUCAGAUGGCGAAGUUCAUGCCUGGAAUUUCUUCUAGCCAUGGUGUGAUCAAUACUGCUGGAUCUGUUCCAAUCCCCCAGUUGCCGCGUUUGCAUGAGGAUGUGUGCAACUCAAUGUUCUUUGUCUAAGACCGGAGAAUGUUUAAACUCUUGAAAGCCUUGUGUAUAUACUAUCGUCAGUCUAGUUCGCUAAUGAGUAAUGAGUGUCGGGGAGUGUUAACAACUUGGAAUCAUUCAUAUGCUUUUGGACAGCAAGCCAGUAUUGCUUUACUUUCUGCUGCUUGUUAUGCAAAUAUGGCUGCUGAACUCGCUAUGCUGAAUAAUUUUGGUUAUUGACUGACAACUUUAAAAAUGCGCAUAUUUUGAUCUUCUAGUA